Molecule: messenger RNA, 1598 nt
Organism: Carassius auratus (goldfish)
Lineage: Eukaryota; Metazoa; Chordata; Actinopteri; Cypriniformes; Cyprinidae
Exons: 2
Coding region: 696-1490 (264 amino acids)
Source: RefSeq, a predicted model, not a curated record
UGAGUGGAGGGAAGUUGUUUUCCAAGAUUGACUUGGCACAAGCAUAUCAACAAGUCGUGCUGGAUAAUGAUUCUAAGAAGUAUACGACAAUCAACACUCACAAGGGAUUAUAUGUGUAUAAUCGUCUUGCUUUUGGCAUCAGUUCAGCCCCUUCCAUUUUUCAACGAAUAAUGGAAAAUUUGAUGAAAGAUCUGAAAGUAAUUGUGUAUUUGGACGAUUUGUUGAUCACAGGUAAAGAUGAGCAAGAACAUCUAACAAACAUUUGCAAAGUCUUACAGCGUCUUCAAGAAUCAGGCUUAAGAGUAAAGAAAUGUAAAUGGGAGUGGGGACAAACACGGAUUGAGUACCUGGGUCAUGUGAUCGAUGAAAAAGGGGUGUAUCCGACAAAAGACAAGGUAAAAGCUAUUCAAGAUGCGCCAGCACCAUCAAAUGUGAAGGAACUACGAGCUUUUUUAGGUUUGGUAAAUUAUUAUGGACGCUUUGUACCACAGCAGAGCACAGUGUUGGCACCACUGUAUAGACUGUUGAAAGAACAAACUGCUUGGUGCUGGGGGAAAAAGGAACAAGGUGCUUUUAGUAGAUGUAAAGAAUUGCUCACCAGUGACAAAGUGCUAGUAUACUAUGAUCCACAACUGCCUUUGACUUUAGCAUGUGAUGCUUCCGCUUAAGGAAUUGGUGCGGUGCUUCAGCACAUCAUGCCAAAUGGUGACGAGCAUCCCAUUGCAUAUGCUUCACGUACUUUGUCCCCUGCUGAAAAGAAAUAUUCACAGAUUGAGAAGGAAGCUUUGAGUGUGAUCUAUGGAGUUAAAAAAUUCCAUCAGUAUCUUUGGGGAAGAUCUUUUAAUUUGAUAACUGAUCAUAGACCAUUAGUGACUCUGUUUGGUGAACAUAAGCAUUUCCCAAUGAUGGCAGCUGCUCGCAUUCAGCGGUGGGCGAUAAUUUUGUCGGCAUAUGAUUAUCAUAUCAUGUAUCGCAAGGCAGAAGAUCAUGGAAAUGCAGAUGGCUUGUCACGAAUUCCAUUACCUGAAAUUACCGAUGUAGGAACAGAAGCCAUUUCAGCAAAUAUCAACACACUUUUGACAAACCAUCUUCAAGAAGCUCCUCUAAAUGCAGCACAGAUUGCCAGAAUGACAAGAACAGAUCAAGAACUUUCUAAAGUGUUUCGUUAUGUCAUGGAAGGUUGGCCAAUUGAAGUGUCAGAUGAUUUGAAAGUAUUCUACGCGAAAAGAGAUGAACUGUCAGUAGAACAGGGAUGUCUGCUAUGGGGCACACGAGUGAUUGUACCAUUCAAAUUUCGAAAAUCAGUGUUACAGGAAAUUCACUCAGGACACCCUGGCAUUGUUAAAAUGAAAGCUCUGACUCGUAAAUACGUGUGGUGGCCUAAAAUUGAUACGGAUAUAGAAAGAGUUUGCAAGGAGUGUCAAAUCUGUCAACAAGAACAAAGAAUGCCAAGUCACGUCCCUCUUCAUCCUUGGGAAUUCCCGGAUUGAAGAGAUUGUUUUCUGCAUAUGGAUUACCUGAACAAAUCGUGACUGAUAAUCCAACUACUUUUACUUCUGAUGAAUUCCAAAGAUUUGUGAAGCAGAAUGGUAUUAUGC